AUGAGGCUCUAUGAUGAAUUCAAAGAGAUAUUAAAGAUUCAGAAACUUCGAAGAUCUGUAUCUUUUGCUGGGUUCUACGGCUUCACCACGCUUAUCAUCUAUGCUUAUGUUAACAAUACAACUAGAGCUGGGUAUUCUAGAGCUGAUCAAUACUAUGCAUCAUACCCAGCUGGUACCGAGCUUUUAACCGACACUACCAAGCUAUACAAAGCUGCUCUUGGAAACUGCUUUGAAUCUGAAGAGUGGGGCUCAUUUGAGUUUUGUGUCAUGCAAAAACACUUUGAGCGUCAAGGGAAGUCACCAUAUGCAUAUCAUGCUCAAUACAUGGCACACCUCCUUUCUCAUGGACAGGUUGAUGGAAGCGGGUAA
Molecule: messenger RNA, 369 nt
Organism: Lathyrus sativus (Indian pea)
Lineage: Eukaryota; Viridiplantae; Streptophyta; Magnoliopsida; Fabales; Fabaceae
Source: the annotation of a GenBank genome assembly